This is a messenger RNA of Eutrema salsugineum, 1125 nucleotides long. RefSeq lists its product as uncharacterized. The record is from RefSeq and is a predicted model, not a curated record. The transcript has 2 exons. Gene Ontology annotation, molecular function: nucleic acid binding; zinc ion binding. NCBI's taxonomy places the organism in Eukaryota, Viridiplantae, Streptophyta, Magnoliopsida, Brassicales, Brassicaceae. Bases 1 to 1125 code for a protein of 374 amino acids.
AUGCGGAAAGUAGUGGUGGUUGAUGGCACCUUCUUAACAGGUAAAUACAAAGGUACACUACUCAUUGCCUCAAUGCAAGACAGCAAUUUUAAUAUUUUCCCAAUUGCUUUCGGUAUCAUUGAUACUGAGAAUGAUGAGUUCUGGGAAUGGUUCUUUGCACAACUACAUCGAGUUAUACCUGAUGAUGAAGGACUUGCCAUGAUUUUAGAUAGACAUAGAUCUAUUGGGAAAGCUAUAAAAAAGAUUUACCCUCUUGCUUCGCGUGGUAUUUGCACGUAUCAUUUGCACAAGAAUAUAUUGGUCAAAUAUAAAGGUGGGGAAGCUUUUCGCCUUGUCAAGAAAGCAGCAACCACAUAUAGGCUUUCAGAUUUCAAUGUCUUAAUGGCACAGAUUCAGGAGUGUAACCGAGGACUAUAUAACUACUUACAAAAAGCGGAUGUCCGGAUGUGGAGCCGUGUUCAUUUUCCGAGAGAGAGGUACAACUUCACUACUAGCAACAUAGCGGAGUCUUUAAAUAAGGUCCUUUCAAAGGUUAGAAGUUACCAAAUUGUGACACUAUUGGAGGAGAUUAGAUCGCUUAUGACUAGGUGGUUUGCCAAAAUGCGCCGAGCUGCAUAUGUGAUGGAGACGGAGCUUACUUAUGGUGUCGAGAAAUUUCUAUGGGAAAGGGUCGAAGGAGCAAAGCAACUAGCAGUGCAAGAAAUCGACGACCAUCUUGCGCAGAUCACCGGUGUCUCAUCCUUACAUGUUGUCAAUUUGGAAAGGAAAACAUGUACUUGCCGACGGUUUGACAUCGAUAAAAUACCGUGCGUCCAUGCCCUUGCUGCAGCGGAAGCUAAAAAAAUUUCCCGUAUCAGUCUAGCCCAUCCUUACUACCGUAGGUUAUACCUUACGUCGGCGUACGCGGGGACGGUAAUGCCAAGAGAUGUUGCUUUACCUGUUCCCGAAGAAGUGGCUAACAAAGUCUGUAAGCCUCCUUUUGUUUGUAAACCACCUGGUAGGCCAAAAAAAUCACGAAUGAAAAGUGCCUUAGAAAUAGCAAUGCAGAAGAAACGUCCAAGGAAAGAGCACAAGUGUUCCAAAUGUGGCCAAGGCGGACAUAAUCGUGCGACAUGCCCAUCUUGA